Molecule: messenger RNA, 787 nt
Organism: Camellia sinensis
Lineage: Eukaryota; Viridiplantae; Streptophyta; Magnoliopsida; Ericales; Theaceae
Gene: NDHO
Product: NAD(P)H:plastoquinone dehydrogenase complex subunit O
Cellular component (GO): plasma membrane
Molecular function (GO): oxidoreductase activity, acting on NAD(P)H, quinone or similar compound as acceptor
Source: RefSeq, a predicted model, not a curated record
AGAGAUUAAAAAUAUGUGAAGUUGGAAGUUGGAAGUUGGGAACCCCAUCAUCAUAAUUGUCAUCCCAUGGCUUUCUCUGCAACCUUGUUACAGUUACAGAGCUCCUUUUCAUACACAGCCUCUUCCACCCAGACCCUUGUGAGAAGAAAACCUCUAGCUCUAGCUCUAGGUCUAAUUAAUCCUCUUCGUUUAGGGGUAAUAAGAGCCCUCAAAUCCACAGAAGAAGCCGAGAAUGAGAAGCCUGCACAGUCCAUGAACACGACCCAAUCCCAAGACUCCUCUUCCUCCUCUUCCUCCAAACCUUCAACCACAACUUCUACUCUCAAAAAGAAGAAACCCCAAUACUCCAUGAAGAAAGGUCAGAUUGUGAGAGUGGACAAGGACAAGUAUCUCAAUAGCAUCAAUUAUUUAUCUGUUGGGCAUCCACCUUACUACAAAGGCUUGGAUUACAUAUACGAAGACCGCGGGGAGGUAUUGGAUUUACGUAUCUUUGAGACAGGAGAAUAUGCACUUUCUGACAGGCUCAAUUAUGAGAGAAUGUAACUAAGGAGCUUAUUCUUCCUCCUCCUCCUCCUCCUACACAUUCAAACAUCAGACCCCAUCAAGUCCAUUUCUUUUCUCAGGAUUCUUAAUUUCCAUUAUUCUUGCCAUGGAUUGGUUGCUGCUUCUAUCGUAUCAAAAUGUUAUAUAUCAAUUUAACUUAGCCUUCUCGAUUAUUAUUAAAAUUACGAUUGCCAUUACAUGGUACAUGGUGCAUGGCUGACAAAUGCUAUUUUCUUCUUUUCAA